AUGUUUAUCGGUACCAUGUGGGCUUUGACCUACAAACAGCGCAUACAGGAUGUCAGUCGCCCAAUCAUUGUGGUGGCCAUCCUGCUAUUUAUAUUGAGUACUGCGCAUAUCGUCGUGAAUAUCAUUCGCGUGGAAGAUGGACUAGUGAAGUAUCGUGACACAUUCCCGGGUGGGCCAGCGGCGUUCUUUGCCGAUCCUUCUCAAUACACAUUUACGAUCGGGAAUGUGUUAUACGCCUUGCAAACUUCACUGGGUGAUGGGGUAUUGAGAGCUGUCUGGCUGACUCGGAAGAUCUAUCGAUGUUAUGUUGUAUGGCAAUCAGUCUUGGUCAUCAUCGUACCGAGCAUGCUGUGGUGCAGUGUUGUAGUGUCUGGUAUUGUUGGCAACUACACUUUUUCGCAAAUCAAAAGCGACUCUGGUCAAAUGUAUGAAAACGAGCGUCGGACACCUGCAAAUUGGGUUAAUGCUUUCUUCGUCACGACUAUUGCAACAAAUUUGUUGAGUUCAGGAUUACUUGCGUAUCGCGUCUGGAUGAUCGAACGUAAUGUCUCUACAGUUCGUGCUGGGAAGAAUAAUAUGAUGCCAAUUAUGCGCGUGCUUGUGGAUUCUGCUGUUUUGUACUCUGUGGCGCUCUUGAUCGCAUUGAUCACUAAUGUAUGCUCGAACAAUGGACAGUUUGUUAUAUACGAAAUGCUCACGCACAUCAUAUCGAUCGCCUUCUAUAUGGUCCUUAUUCGCGUUGCAAUCAACAGAAAACACAGUUAUCUCUCGACUAUAGGCCCGGGGAUGACCGAUGCAACAGACUCGGGCACUUUGCAGCAGUAUCCUAUGCGGCCCUUGCAAUUUUAUAGAUCCACGCAUAGUGACAAUAAAGCAGUCGAAGGCGGGCCAUCGACAUUCGCAGCAGAGUCCCGAAAGGGCUCCCUGUCGAACUUGCAACCAAACUGA
Messenger RNA from Suillus bovinus, 948 nucleotides. RefSeq lists its product as uncharacterized. The coding region runs from base 1 to 948 and encodes 315 amino acids. Lineage: Eukaryota; Fungi; Basidiomycota; Agaricomycetes; Boletales; Suillaceae. The record is from RefSeq and is a predicted model, not a curated record. The transcript is spliced from 6 exons.